Messenger RNA from Maudiozyma barnettii, 1218 nucleotides. RefSeq names its product peroxin PEX13 (gene PEX13). Gene Ontology annotation, molecular function: protein binding. NCBI's taxonomy places the organism in Eukaryota, Fungi, Ascomycota, Saccharomycetes, Saccharomycetales, Saccharomycetaceae. The record is from RefSeq and is a predicted model, not a curated record. Gene Ontology annotation, biological process: protein import into peroxisome matrix, docking. The transcript has a single exon. The coding region runs from base 1 to 1218 and encodes 405 amino acids. Gene Ontology annotation, cellular component: peroxisome; peroxisomal membrane; peroxisomal importomer complex.
AUGACUUCCAUACCGCGACCCAAACCAUGGGAAUCAUCCCAAAACACCAACGCAUAUCAGGGAGAACCCUUUGAGCAAGGAUCAAACGAUCCACAACAACCUAAUGACCAGAGGGUUGACAAUAUAGAUAGUGGUUUAAUAGCUAACAAUAACAAUAAUAAUGAUAACAAUGGGGUGUCUCAACCGCCACCAGUUCCUGGAUAUUCGCCUGGUUCCAUGAUGAAUACGCCUUAUUAUAGAGGUUCUAACUAUGGACUUAAUCAACAGUCUUCUAUAGGAUAUGGGUUGGGAUCAAGCUACGGAUUAGGAGGUAGUUAUGGAUAUAACAUGAAUUCUACAUAUGGCAUGAACAACGGUAUUGGAUCAUACCUUAACAAUCACAGUUAUCCGGGGUACGGUUAUAACAAUGGUUACAUGGGAAGCAGAGAAAACAUAAACGGAGAUCCAAAUGGAGGGUUGGCUGAGUCUACUAGGGCUACAUUUCAACUAUUAGAAAAUUUGGUAGGAACAAUAAAUGGAUUCGCUCAAAUGCUGGAAUCAAGUUACAUGGCUACAUAUAAUUCUUUUUUUACCUUAAUAUCUUUUGCAGAGGAAGUGACAAAAUUGAAGGAUAUCCUAGGUGGAAUGUUUGGGGUAUUUAAUGUAAUAAAACUCUUUAGAAAGGUAUUAAAACGCAGAAAUAUCAACUCCCAAAGAUCAAUACGUGAUGGUGAAAGUCCUCUGGUAGGGGAAUUCGGCCACUUUACUAGGACUGGUGAAACCCCAAAAAAGAGAAGGAGCAUGUCCUUAAAACCUUUGAUAGUAUUUUUUCUAGCUGUAUUUGGAUUUCCAUAUGUCUUAAAUAAACUGAUUAAAAGGGUACAUGAUAUAAAUAGUCCAAAGAAACAAGGUUUGAGUGAAAAUUACGAAGGUGUUAUUGAUCCAUCGAAGUUGGAGUUUGCCAGAGCAAUAUAUGAUUUUGUUCCAGAAAAUCCCAAGAUAGAAAUUACUUUAAAAAAAGGAGAUUUAAUGGCAAUUAUAUCUAAAACAGAUCCUUUUGGUAAACCUUCUCAAUGGUGGAAUGUAAGGACGAAAGGUGGUUCCAUGGGCUACAUUCCUUUCAAUUAUGUCGAGAUCAUUAAACGUCAAAAGAAGAUAGAGCAUAUUAACGAACCUAAAGAUCAUUCCUUACAAGACAGUUCAAUAGAACCUGAAGUAACAAAUAAUAAAAACUCAUAG